Molecule: messenger RNA, 1394 nt
Organism: Cryptotermes secundus
Lineage: Eukaryota; Metazoa; Arthropoda; Insecta; Blattodea; Kalotermitidae
Exons: 3
Coding region: 155-1228 (357 amino acids)
Source: RefSeq, a predicted model, not a curated record
UCUUGGUGCCGUUUAAUUCGAGCGUACACAUACAUGAAGGCAUAUGGCCUAUAAAACAUCAGUGUGUUGUGUAGCUUAAUGUAAUUAUGCAUGUGAUGUCUGGAGUAUUUCACGAGGAUUAGUGACCACUGGUUAAUAUUUCCCUCCAGCUGGAAUGACAUCGACAGAAAAUAGUGACCCCAAAGCCCCGCCCCAGACCCCUGUGUUGACCGUGGCAUGUCGUAUGCUACGUUCGCCCUCUCAUGAAUCUGUUACCACGGACCUCUCGCUAUUCUCCGUGUCAUCCAUCGCAUCUGAAGCAGCAGGGGGCGGUGCUCGAGGGAUGCGUCUUGUCACCUUCAAGUCUUACAGUGAUGUACAGCUGUCUGCCAGGGGACCUAGCCCCAAUCCAGAUAGUCGGGGUCAAACCACUUCGAGGCCAGCUGACAUCCCAGAGAUCCUUUGGUUUGAGGAGGAGAACGACCUGAUACGGAGCUGUGCUGUGCUCUCCUCUGCUCUCGGUCUGCAGAAGAGUUUUAGCACGAGCGACAUCAGCCAGCUGCCAUCGCCCGAAGAGACACCCCACCAACCGCCCCCGCGGUGUGCUGUGUCGGAGUUGGCCCUCAGCUCUGUCCAGAGAUCGGGAUACCUGCUGGACCAUCCUCGACUUGACCAUGCCUCUCGUUCCUGCUCCACGUGGGUAGCUGUCGGAGAUGUAGCCUCCACCUCGCAGCUCCCGUCGCCCCACGGAGGGCAUAACACUACGGCUCCUGCUGUCAGCACUCCCCCAGCUUUCACCGCUGCUGAUCUUAUUAGAUCCGUCAAUAAAAAGGUUCGUCAGAAUUACAUCCGAAGGCGUCUCCUGACAACAUACAAGGCUCUUGAACGGUUAUCCCAAAGUGAAUUCAAUCUAGACCGACUUGAAGUGACAGCUGCUACAGCUGCUGCAAAUGUCAACAAUGCCAGCAGCUCUGCAGGGGGUGUGACAACAACUGCUCCCAUUGGUUCUGGUGCCACUCAUCUCACGGUCCCUGGUUCUACUCCCAGUACAAGUAUUUCAGUUCCAACCUCUGCUACCAGCGCUGCAGUGCUUCGUGUUGUAAAGCAAAGGGCCAACAAGAACUUACCACUGACAAUUAGAGACGUUGAAAGGGAAAGGGGGAAGCCCCUGUCUAAAUAUGAGCGCAACAUGAUGAUCUUUAACUGGCUGCACACAUUAGAUGACUCAGCCUUUGAAGGUCUUCAGUAAUUCAGCAUAAAAUUCUGCCACCAGCAAGUGAAGGAGUAUUGAUUGAAAAAUCCUAUGCUAUGUUCCCAGUGAGAGUAAGAUAAUUCAGGGAGCAAAGAAUGUGGAGAAGGUCACAUUGUUUUAAAAUUAUUUUUGCUCUUUAAUUUCUCAGGUAUAUAUGAUAUUG